This is a messenger RNA of Tilletiaria anomala UBC 951, 1240 nucleotides long. RefSeq lists its product as uncharacterized. The transcript has 3 exons. The coding region runs from base 69 to 1187 and encodes 372 amino acids. NCBI's taxonomy places the organism in Eukaryota, Fungi, Basidiomycota, Exobasidiomycetes, Georgefischeriales, Tilletiariaceae. The record is from RefSeq and is a predicted model, not a curated record.
CGAAUGUCUCGAGGAGGAUCUUUGUGUUCGAGCUGACGUCUAGGAUUGGAGUUAGGUGCAAGGUCGAGAUGGGCAACAAACAAGCUCGGCUGCAAACGGCGCCGCCUUUCACAGAGCCUGUACCGCCGCAAAGGAUCGGCAUCCUGAAGGAGUACACUCGGCACGCCUCGCCGGUCACAGUGAUCAUCAAGCAGAAUCAAACGGGCCGGUUACCUCUGGUCGAGGUGCGGGAUGUGCACACAAACGAGCUCUACUUCAAGGUAACACGCUUCAAGACGCAGAAGACACUCGGCUUCCCAACCGGUUGCUCGACGCUCCGCAUGUCCAACGCCGAAGGAGAAGCAUUGUUUUACCUGAAAAAGGUUCACGUUUUGCAAUACGAAGUGCAUCGCGUCCGGUACUACGUGGUCCCAGCCGAAGGCAGCUCAAUCAUCAAAGACGACGAGCGUUCCCCCGCUAGCAAUACUUGCGCCAGCAGCCUUCCGUGGGAAUCGCACAACAUCACCUUGAUGGAGCUCCUGGCAGACUGCAACCGGUUCGACCUGGACUACUACGGCACCGCUGUCCUUCGCAAUUCGGCAGUAGCGGACGCGGGGCCUGGCGUGGGAGAGCCGGAGAAGCUCGAGUUUACGUACGCGGUGGAUAGAGAGGAGGGCGAAAUUAGGAACGGGGUCACCAAGCAGCCGCUUGCGCGCUUGGCCAAGAGUCACAAGGACGUAUAUGGCAGGUCAAUUUAUCGCAAGGGGCAUCAUUGCUUGACUAUUCAACCAGGCAUAUGCUUAGCGACGAUGGUAGCAUUACAUCUUUUGACUGAUGAGUACCGGCGACGACUGAUCAAAUAUCGAGAGACGCGUGGAGUUGUCACGAAUCCGUAUAUCACAGACGUGGGCCAUUUCUACACCAAACAAUGGCACCCGCUAGAUUCACCGUCCCAACAAGGGAGUUCGAUCGAGUAUAACAUCACACCAAGAGGCGAGGUAUUAUUGAAUUCACAUCAUCGGUCGGGAAAUCAUGCCGACCCCGUUUUGUUCGACGAUCACGGUGUGGACAUCCAGGGUGCUGAGAAUCGAAACGAUGGCGCAGACGAUGCGACCGCGCGCAUCAGUGUGCUUGAAGCCGUGGACGUUGCAACGACUGAUACCGGCUCGAGUACGUUGCAAUUGUCGCCGCGGACACAAUCGCCUUGACCAUCUUGAGAGCUCGGCGUUUUACGCAGUGCUAGACUAUACCUUUGUACUCC